CUCAGGGAACAGAACACAGACAGAGCUCAGGCAUAUGUACUGCUGAGUUACCUGUCAGGUGAGUCUGAUCCGAAAAUAAAACUGCAGCAUUUACAUUUUAUGAAAUCACAUCUGCAAAGCGAGUUGUCUACUGAACUCUCUGAACUGCUGACAAAUUAUGAAAACUCUGAUAUUGAUUGGAAGGAACUUGAAAAUGAUCUGCAUUUGAUAGAAUCAGGAAUGUAUCAGGUAGUAAAUAUUAUGAAGGGUGAUGUGAUAAAUGACUUAGUGAGGGUAUGUCAGGAAGCAACAGAAUGCAUAAUAAAAGAAGAUAAAACUGAAGACCAUUCCUCAGAGAUACUCACAACACUUGAAGCAGAUUUUAAAAAUAAUAAGUUUCAUAGUUUGCUCCAGCGACUUGGUCUGCAGCAAUUCUACCCUAAAAAAAUGACUAAGCAUCAUGUUCUUACUAUUGACAAAUCAGUAAUAUGUGACAGACCACCUCAAAAUGAGCAGGAACUGCCGUUAUUGUACUUAAGGGGAUUGAUUAUGCUAGAUUACCGUACAAGGUACCUGAUUUACAAAGGUGAUAGUACAGCAGAUACAGCCAUGACAGACACAGAGAAAACUUCAAUAAAUAUCGACGACUUCUUAGGUGAUAACAGCACAGGAAAUAAUACUGUUAAUAUACGCAAGCAAGAACACAUACAUCCCAUGGAUAUUCAGAUGACAGUUUUUCAUUGUUCUGAUGAUUUUCUGAGACAGCACCUCUUUACAAAAAUGUCAUUGUGUCAGUAUGCAUUACCCCUGCUGGUACCUAAUCCAUUUACCUCAAAAAUAGAAUUUCCUCUGUGGUCAUUCCAUCAAAUUAAAAAAAAUUGGCAAUGUUUGAGCUCCAUUGGAGAUGAUAAACACAUUAUGAAGUACAAAGAUAGUUACAUUUCUUCAGCUAGUUUACCCCUUGUGUCAUUUGUAAGGGUUGGGAAUUCUUUGUCUUCCAAGUCACAGAUCUUAAGUAACGUGAUAAGUAGACAGAAACACAAUGUGUUUUUCCAUCGGCACUGCAGCGGUAGCAGCCCAGAUGUGUGUUUAAUGGAUGGGGUUGUUGAAAUUGCCUGGUAUUGUCCUGGUGGCAGAGGGGCUGAUAUCUUUGACCACUGUGUAGCAUUUACAAAUCUGCAUGGUGAUGCUCUAGAACAUGAUCUGCAGUUUAAGUUUCUAGAUGAGAUAGCAGCUGUCCACGUUGUCAUGGUGUCCGUAUCAGACUGCACUGAGAAGGGUAAGAUGUUUUUGCAGGACUUGCUUAAUUCAGUAAGGCCACUUAUCCUCCUUUGUACUGAUAAAGAAGUCAUCACAGGAGGAAUCUCCUCUACAAAAGUAAAAAUUGCAGCCAAAAAUCGUAAUGAGACAGAAUUUAUUGAUGAACUGAUUGAAACACUAAAACGUUUUCUAACCCUCACAGAUCAGUCUUGCAGUCUUAAUAGCUGUUCCCAUAUUGCCAAGAAUCUAGGUUUUGUAGUUGAUGAAGAUGACAGUGAAUGUAAACAGGGCAAGGAGAUGGCAGCAAAGAUGCAGAAUAUUUUAAAAGCUGACAAACUUUCAGUUAUGAAGGAGAAAUAUGUGCCCCUUCAAGGGGACCUCUGGCACCAGUGGUGCAGGAAGAACAAGGAGCUUCAUCACUUGUGCAGCAAAGAAAGAAAAAGUAUCGAGCAGUACAGAAGUGAAAUUGAAUCUGCAAAAAAGUCCAUUCGAGCUCAGCAACUAGAAAAAGCAACUCCACUUAAUGCACUGAUGGAAUCACUCAUUCAAGCUCUAACUUCACAUCAGGACAAAACAAAAAAGUACUUUUUGCAGUAUUUAACAAUAUUUUUGGAUAAUUUGUCUUCAGCUCCCUUAACAGAGCUUCAGCAGAAAUAUCACAGGUGUUGGACAAAAAUACUAGAAUACAAACAAAGUAGUGAAAAUUCACAGGCUUUGGCUCCAUUACAAGAAGAACUGAAUGAGAUAGCAACUAAACUAAAUGCCUCAUCGUUUGGGCUUGAACAUCUCUUUAGAGAAAUAGGCCAGCUCUAUGAAGCUGUGGAGGAAGCUACUGACAAAGCUAAAUGGUUUGCUUUUUUGCCUGAAAUUGCAGUGGAUAUGAUGUUAUCUGGGUACCCAAUUGAACUGAUGGAUGAUGAUGCAGCACAUGUUCCGUUAAAAUGGAUUGGCGCGGUUCUUGACAAACUCAUUGAGAAAACUGGAGAUAAGAGGCUGUUUGUGCUUUCUAUAUUAGGUGUUCAGAGCACAGGGAAAUCCACUUUGUUAAAUGCCAUGUUUGGGCUUCAGGAUUCUGUCAGUGCAUGUAGAUGCACCCGGGGAGUGUUCAUGCAGUUAAUUAAACUAGAUGACUGUCUGAAAUCAGAAAUGAGCUUCGACUUUGUUCUUGUUGUUGACACAGAGGGUCUUCAACCUCCAGAGUUAAGUAACACUGGAUUAUAUCAUGAUAAUCAGCUGGCUACCUUUGUUAUUGGACUGGGAAACAUGACCAUUAUAAAUAUUUUUGGAGAAAAUUCUUCUGAAAUGCAAGACAUUCUUCAAAUUGCUGUUCAGGCAUUUUUGAGGAUGAAGCAGGUAAGACUAUCACCUAGCUGUCUGUUUGUACAUCAAAAUGUAGGAGAUGUGACUGCAAGAGGCAAAAACAUGGAAAGAAUGCUUGACAAACUUGAUGAAAUGGCAUGUAUUGCAGGAAAACAGGAGCAGUGCAAUGUUACAUGUUUUAAGGAUGUGAUUCAGUUUGAUGUAAAUCUGCACACCUAUUACUUUGGUCACCUGUGGGAGGGGGAUCCACCAAUGGCACCCCCUAACGCAGCCUAUAGUCAAAGUGUCCAAGAUCUUAAAAAAGUGUUGUUUACCACAGCCCAGCAAUGCAGUAACUCUGGUAUUUUAAAAAUUUCUGAAUUAAAGGGACAUAUCCAAGACCUCUGGGAGGCACUGUUAGCAGAACACUUUGUUUUCCAUUUCAAAAAUACACAGGAAGUAGAAGCAUACAGCAAACUGGAAACAAAGUAUAGACAAUGCACAUGGCAGUUAAGAAAAUGCAUGCUUGAUGUAGAAAGUAAACUGUACAAUCAAACUGAAAAUGGCAUACUUGACAGUAUAAAGAAAACAGACAUUGAAAACCAAGUACUGGAAACAUAUGACACGUGUCAAAAAGAUAUUACAACAUUUGUUGACAAUGAAAACAAUCGAGAGUUACUAGUUCAGUGGAAAUCAAAACCUGAACUAAAAUUACAGAAACUUAAAAAUGAUCUAAUUAAAGAUGUUAAACAUAAAUGUGAUGAAUUAGUAAAGCUAAAACAGGGCUGGAAAAAAUUAGAUGAAAAAAAACCUGGAUAUGACUGUGAAUUAUUAAAAAGAAGUAAACAGUUGGCUUCAGAACUAAAGGACAAAGCAUUAGAAAAAUCUGAACUAGAGAAGGCUUUUCAAACUUUAUGGAGUAGAUGGAUUGCUGAGGUAGCCUCUAAUAAGUCAGAGGAUAAAAAACUUGACAUUCCUGUUGAUAUAGAAACUGCUUUGUUUGACAAAUUUGAAGACAAAUGUAGUUUGCCUGGAAAGGUGUUUAGAUCUAAAAAUGAGCCUUUUCAGAUUGAUUUUAAAAAACACAUCAUAAUGAAAGAUUAUAUGCCAUUUAUAAAACAUAAAUUAGGGCAGAAUGACAAACGAAAUGCCUCAAAUUAUACAGACAGAAUAAUUACAGAAGUCUGCAUGUACAUUAUGAGUAAAGAAAAGCUGAGACUUGACUACAGUCUCAGCUAUAUUUAUGAAAUAUUACAUACCAUUUCCAGUAUGAUAACUGACUUUGACACCAAAGAAAAAAGGUUUAUGUUCUCGAAUGACUAUAGACUUGAUUUAUCCAUAUACCUUUGUUUUGAUGCAAGAGAAAGAUUUGAGAAAAUGCACCAGAUAUUUAAAAAUAUUAAUGAUCCAGUCACAUACCUUCGGCAAAAUAGACAGGAGUAUUUCAACAAUUUCAAUAGUUUUUACAAAGGAACAUCAGCCACCGUUACAUUCACUUAUCUUCUAGUCAACAAAUUAAAAUCAGCAAUUCUACAGGCUGCUUAUGACAAGACAGCUAUUGAUAUAGCAGAAGAAAUGAGAUCUGUAGAUUCAGCUUUGAGUGGCAAUAGAUCAAAAUUGGAAACUCAUAUUCUCUUUGUCCUUGCAGAGAAAGAAAAUUUUGAAUGGUUUAUGAAAUAUAUUAGUUCACCCAAGGAGCUAUUUGAAGAAUUUAUUAAAGAAAACAUAGAUGCAUAUUGUUUUAGCAGUAGUACAACAUCAAAACUGAAAAGCUUUCGAAUUUUCAACCUUGAAAAAACAAAGAAAAGCAUCUUAUUCAGUUUGGAUAAAGCUGUCAGCAUUGCUAAAGACAAAAAUGACAUGUCAGUUUUGCCAGAUGAGCUCUGUAAACAGCUUGAUGAUUUAAUCACUCUUCCCCCAAAUGUUGUUACAAGUGUUGUAAAAGGGGAUGACUUAACAGACAUUAGAGACUUUGAUUUCUUCAAAGAAUCUUUAAUCACAACUUUAGAAAAUGAGAUGAAAAGGUUGAAUGAUGACAUUCAGAAAGGGUCUCUUGUCACUAUGGAACAUCCUAGGGAAAAGCUGAAUGAAAUUCUUAUUAAAGAACUGACUGGAUGCUGUGAACAGUGUCCUUUCUGUGGGGCUGUUUGCACAAACACAAUCCAAGGACAUGAUGGAGAUCACAGUGUGCAGUUUCACUGCCCUCGUGCAGUGAUAGGAGGAAAAUGGUACAAAACUAAUCAUUUUAACACAAAUAUUUGUUCUACUCUUGUUGCAAGUGACUGCUGUUUGGUCCUUGAUGAAAACAAAAUUGUACCAUUCAAGGAAUAUCGAAAUGUAGGGCCUAAAUACAAAGUAUGGAGCAUUACUUCAGAUUCUUCAACUCAACUAUACUGGAAAUGGUUUGUAAGUCAUUUUAGGGCAAAUUUAGAAAAACGGUAUAAUCUAGUAUUUCAAGGCGAUGAUAAAAUUCCAAAUGAAAGGGGAAAAAAUUUCAAAAGAUGA
Molecule: messenger RNA, 5043 nt
Organism: Protopterus annectens (West African lungfish)
Lineage: Eukaryota; Metazoa; Chordata; Ceratodontiformes; Protopteridae
Product: interferon-induced very large GTPase 1-like
Exons: 1
Coding region: 100-5043 (1647 amino acids)
Molecular function (GO): GTP binding
Source: RefSeq, a predicted model, not a curated record